AUGUAUGCUUUUGCUGAUAGUACUGAGGGUGACUGUUACCUGAGUGUCCCGCCCGACCCGGGCAUUGAGGCUGCUGCUCUAGGUGCUAGUGCGUCUGCUGCUCCAGGUGCUGGUGCGUCUGCUCUCUCUUGUACUGCACCUACUGAGGCCUUGCACACUUUCACACUUGACUCUGGUGCUUCGCGCUCUUUCUUUAGAGACAGCACCACACUCACGCCGCUCAGUCGGCAUGUCGCAGUCUCCCUUGCUGACCCCUCUGGGGGCCCAGUCCUUGCACACUCUUCCACGGUUCUACCGUGUCCUGCGGCCCCGUCGGGCUUGCUGUCGGGACUCCACCUCCCCUCGUUCUCUACGAACUUGGUGAGUGGAGCUGACCUCCAGGACGCGUGGGUUGACCAGUUCGCCCCUGGAGGUCAGCGUGUGACCCACUGCACUUGCUCUCGGACGGGCCGCCACCUGGCCACGUUCACCAGUCGGCCAGGGUCGAGUCUGUACACACUGACUACCGCGCCUCCUCCGGUCUCUGCGUCUGGUCAGGUAGCUGCGUCUAGUCAGGUGUUUGCUGCCGCGUCCAGGUCUAGUCUUGAGUCUGCCCCUUGCUCGUGUCGUCCUCUGUCACACGAGACUCUCCUUUGGCACCACCGCCUUGGUCACCCCUCCCUCCCUCGUCUUCGAGGUAUGGCCUCCCGUGCCCUUGUCUCGGGUCUACCCCGGUCUCUCCCUCCCCUUCCUCCGGGGCCUGCCCCUACCUGUGUUCCUUGUGUCGAGGGCCGGCAGCACGCUGCUCCUCACUCCUCCACGUUCCCUCCGACUGAGGCUCCUCUGCAGACUCUUCACAUGGACGUGUGGGGCCCAGCCCGCGUCCGUGGCCAAGGUCACGAGCGUUACUUCCUGCUGGUCGUUGACGACUACUCGCGUUACACCACAGUCUUCCCCUUGCGCAGCAAGGGUGAGGUCUCUGAGGUGUUGAUCGACUGGAUCCGCGGUGCUCGUCGUCAGCUCAGUGGGAGUUUCGGCUCGGACCUCCCUGUUCUGCGUCUGCACUCAGACAGAGGUGGUGAGUUUUCCUCUGACCUCCUGAGGGCCUUCUGUCGUGCGGAGGGCAUCCGCCAGACGUUCACGCUUCCGGCCUCCCCACAGCAAAAUGGGCUUGCUGAGCGCCGCAUUGGCAUGAUCAUGGACGUCGCUCGUACGUCCAUGAUCCAUGCGGCUGCUCCCCAUUUUCUGUGGCCGUUCGCGGUUCAGUACGCGGCGCAUCAGAUCAACCUUCAGCCUCGUGUCUCCUUGCCGGAGACCACACCUACUCUGAGGUGGACAGGGAAGGUUGGCGAUGCGUCUGCGUUCCGUGUCUGGGGAUCUCGAGCUUUUGUCCGCGAUACUUCAGCGGACAAGCUGUCCUCCCGUGCCGUUCCCUGUGUCUUCCUUGGCUUCCCCCCUGACGCACCUGUGUGGCAGUUCUACCACCCCACCUCGCGUCGUGUUCUGUCCUCUCAGGACGUCACGUUUGACGAGUCGGUGUCUUACUACCGUCUCUUUCCCUACAGCGCUGCCUCUCUCCCCCCCCCGCCACUCUUCCUAGUACCAGGUACUCCUCCGGUAGACCCCCUCCCCCCUCAGGGUCCUGCCCCCUCAGGUGUGUCUCAGGUAGACCCUGUCGAGCCGGUCGAGGUAGCUGUCGACUCAGGUGCUGCUAGGGGUGCUGAGCCUGCAGCCUGCGUGUGCUGA
Closterium sp. Naga37s-1 is the source of this 1725-nucleotide messenger RNA. Lineage: Eukaryota; Viridiplantae; Streptophyta; Zygnematophyceae; Desmidiales; Closteriaceae. The record is from the annotation of a GenBank genome assembly.